UUUAAUGGCAACACUGAACCUAUUUAUAUUUUAUGUUUAUCAAAAUGCAAAAAUAACAAAACUGUAAAGUUGGUGUUAGAAAUGGCUGCGAACACGACAACGGAAGAAAAUUUUGAACAAGCAGAUUUUGAUGAGGACGAAUUGGGUGAGGAACAAUUUGUGGCAACAAGCGCCGGUCGUAAGCGACUUUUUAGUAAAGAACUGCGCUGCAUGAUGUAUGGGUUUGGAGAUGAUAAAAACCCAUACACUGAAAGCGUAGAUUUAUUGGAAGAUUUGGUAAUAGAAUUUAUAACUGAAACAACGCAUCGUGCAAUGGAAAUCGGACGCACUGGAAGAGUACAGGUAGAGGACAUAAUAUUUUUAGUUCGUAAAGAUUCGCGUAAAUAUGCUCGUGUCAAGGAUCUUUUAACAAUGAACGAAGAACUUAAGAAAGCGAGAAAAGCCUUUGAUGAAAUUAAAUAUGUCGGCGCUGAUGCGAAGUUAAAAUAAUGAAUAUAUGAGAUAAAUAAUAA
Molecule: messenger RNA, 512 nt
Organism: Teleopsis dalmanni
Lineage: Eukaryota; Metazoa; Arthropoda; Insecta; Diptera; Diopsidae
Gene: Taf13
Product: transcription initiation factor TFIID subunit 13
Exons: 2
Coding region: 82-489 (135 amino acids)
Biological process (GO): transcription by RNA polymerase II
Cellular component (GO): transcription factor TFIID complex
Molecular function (GO): protein heterodimerization activity
Source: RefSeq, a predicted model, not a curated record